AUGGAGGCCUCUUUUACAUCUCAUCAUCAUGCAAAGGCUCGCUGUUUUUUCAAAAUUAUCCUCUGUGAAAUCAGUUCCAAGAGUAAGCUUACGAUACCCGAAAAGUUUGUAAGAAAGUAUGGAGGGGAGCUGCAGGGAGGUGUUCUACUGAAGGCUCCAGGUGCACCACCUUGGUCAGUGGAUGUGCAAAGGGAGGAAGGGAAGGGGAAUUGCAAUUUCAAGGUUGUGAUUUUUGAUACAAGUACUACUGAGAUAGACUAUCCUGUACAAUUUGAAGAAAGGAGUGGAAGUGAUCAACUUCAGGUAUUUAAGAAGAAACAAGUUCACUCUGGUUGUGAUGCAGCCUGUUAUCUUGGUGAGAGUUUGAAGGGGAGGUUACUGAAAGAAAAAAUUGCAGAAGCUUUAUCUGAAACCUCGAUCAGUGAUGAGAAUGAACACGGAGGUAUUGAAAAACCGAGUCAUGCAAAUGGCACUCCACAUGAUAUUCCAAUGCGGCAGCAUAUUGUCAAAGCUGGAGGAGUGAGUAGUCCGGCAGAAGAGAAAGACAGAGCCCAUGCACGCGCUAAAGCACUUAAAUCUAUCCACCCAUCUUUCAAGGUUGUCAUGCAACCGUCAUACGUUGGUAAAACAUACGGCUUGUUUCAUGCAGAAGAGGAAGAGUCUGCAUCAGCAAAAACAAUGAAAAACAGAAGAAUUGUGCGAGGAGCCCCGAUGGAUCCACUCCGGUCAAGCUCUGCAGUGAAGCCCCGCUGCUUUUUCAAGAUCAUAAUCUCUCAUAUUACUCCUCAUAGCACGCUCACGAUUCCCAGAAGGUUUAUUGCACAAGGAUAUGAUCUCGCAGACAAGGUUUUCCUCAAGGCCCCAGAAAGUUCAGUUUGGGUCGUGGAUCUAGAAAGAACUACUGGCGAGGCUGUUCUUCGGAAUGGUUGGCCUGAGUUUGCAGCAUAUUACUCCAUAAGUAUCGGUCAUGUUAUACUGUUUAAAUAUGAAGGGAACUCUCAGUUUCAUGUAACUAUAUUGGACAACAGUUGCACUGAGAUAGAAUAUCCCAUGAGUGCCUCCCACAAUGAGCAAGCUAACCGUAGUGGGGGUUUCCGAAAGAGAAAAGAACAAGCUUUGAUUACAUCGAAGGAAGGAAGGAAAAUCAAAGGCACUGGUAUUGUGAAGCCAGAUACUGUCAUCCCAAGUCAAGGUAAUGGCAUUCGACAUAAGAGGAUAAAGCCGGUAAAAGUAGAGGCUGACCUUGAUGAUCCCAUACCGCAUGUUAUCACAGCUAAGGGAGCUAGUGAGUCAGCAAUUGAAGAAGGGAAAGCCAGAGCACUUGCCUUAGCUAAAGCUUUCAAAUCUAACAAACCUUUUUUCUUCCGUAGAGUGUAUCCAUCACAUGUAGAUGGAACACAACACGGCAUGCAUGUAACGACGGCCUUUAAAGAGGCUUAUGAAAACUGGAAGGAUAAUGAACAGCUGACUCUUCAGAUUGCAGAAAGAACUUGGCAGGCUGAGUGUCGUUGGACGUCGAUAGGGUAUAAAAUUGGCAAAGGGUGGUGCAAGUUUGCACGAGACACUUCACUGGCAACAGGUGAUGUUUGUGUUUUCGAGCUGGUGAACUCUUCCCAAAAAUUGUUUGAAGUCAUCAUAUAUCGAGCAACAGUCAAAAACGAAAACUGGUAA
Daucus carota subsp. sativus is the source of this 1671-nucleotide messenger RNA. RefSeq names its product B3 domain-containing transcription factor VRN1. The record is from RefSeq and is a predicted model, not a curated record. The transcript is spliced from 9 exons. Bases 1 to 1671 code for a protein of 556 amino acids. Gene Ontology annotation, molecular function: DNA binding. Lineage: Eukaryota; Viridiplantae; Streptophyta; Magnoliopsida; Apiales; Apiaceae.